AUGCUGAUGGACCCUUUGAAUCACAAUUCUUCUUCUUCUCCCCACCAUCAUCAAGAAGAAGAGAGCACCUCCUCAGAUCUUCAGUUUCACCCCAUUACUGCUUCUUCCAAUUCAAUCCACAUGCGCCAAUUGCUCAUCCGUUGCGCCCAUUUCAUUUCUCAAUCUGAUUUUCUCUCCGCCAGCCGCCUACUCUCUCUUCUCUCCUCGAACUCGACGCCUUACGGCGACGCGACGGAGAGAUUGGUUCACCAUUUCUCCGCCGCGCUCUUCCGCCGUCUUCCUUCCUCUUCCUCUUCUUCUCUUCCUCUGGCACCGACUUCAAAAGAUGACGGUGUCGGGGUCGAGGCUUGCUAUCUGUCGUUGAACCAGAUUACGCCGUUUAUUAGGUUCAGUCACCUGACCGCGAACCAGGCGAUUUUGGAGGCUGUGGAGGGAGGGGGGCAGAGUAGUAGUAAGAAGCAAGGGAUUGUUCAUGUGGUGGAUUUUGAUAUAAUGCAUGGGGUUCAAUGGCCGCCGCUGAUGCAGGCGUUGGCGGAGCGGUUUCCGACGCCGAUGCUUCGGAUAACCGCCACGGGCCGAGAUCUUAACUCUCUUCAUAAGACCGGCGAUAGGCUCUCCAAGUUUGCUCAGUCUCUUGGCCUCAGGUUUCAGUUUCAUCCUCUUCUCCUUCUUAAUGACCACGAUCACCACCGCCUCAUCCCGGCCGCCCUCACGCUCUUCCCCGACGAAACUCUCGCGGUCAACUGCGUCCUCUACUUACACAGGCUUUCGAAGGACGAUCUCCGGUUGUUGCUUCAUAAAAUCAAGGCAUUGAAUCCAAAAGUGGUGACCAUAGCUGAAAAAGAAGCAAAUUUCAACCACCCUUUAUUCAUGCAGAGAUUUCUUGAGGCAUUGAAUCACUACUCUCUGAUAUUCGAUUCAUUGGAAGCGACUCUGCCGCCGAACAGCCGCGAGCGGCUGGCGGUGGAGCAGGUGUGGUUCGGGCGAGAGAUUGAUGACGUCGUUUCGGGGGAAGGGACCAAGAGAAGGCAGCGCCAUGAGAGGUACGAAUCAUGGGAGAUAAUGCUUAGAAGUUUGGGGUUUUCAAACAUUCCUUUGAGCCCUUUUGCCCUCUCGCAAGCCAAACUUCUCCUCAGGCUUCAUUACCCUUCUGAAGGCUACCAUCUCCAAAUUCUUCAUGAUUCUCUUUUUCUUGGUUGGCAAAAUCGCCCCCUUUUUUCUGUCUCUUCAUGGCAUUGA
Momordica charantia (bitter melon) is the source of this 1239-nucleotide messenger RNA. RefSeq names its product GRAS family transcription factor (gene LAS). Lineage: Eukaryota; Viridiplantae; Streptophyta; Magnoliopsida; Cucurbitales; Cucurbitaceae. The record is from RefSeq and is a predicted model, not a curated record.